AUGGAAUUUGAAGAAAUCCACGACAUCUGCUAUGUGCCCAAUGGUCAUGCUCGACAAAAGCUUGACUUGUACCUUCCUGCUAAAGGGCCCGUCCUACGACCGGUGAUCGUCUACAUCCACGGAGGCGAGUGGCGUUUCGGCAGCAAGGAGUCUGAGCUGAGGCCCAAACAUUUCAAGGGAAUUAAAUACGCCGUGGCUUCCCUGAACUAUCGACUGAGUAUGGAUGCACCUUUCCCUGCUGCUCUUGAAGACUGCAAGGCUGCCAUUCGCUGGCUGCGAGCCAACGACGAAACGUAUCGCCUUGAUUCUGAGUGUUUCUUAGCUUGGGGGGAAGCUGCAGGAGGUCACCUUGCGGCACUUUUGGGAACAACGGGUGACAUCAAGGACUUUGACGUUGGCGAACAUCUGGAUAUAUCAAGCGCUGUUCAGGGCGUGGUGGCAUACUACCCGUCAGUCGACUUCCUCUUGAUGGACAGCCAGGCUUUACCAGGAAGUCAGCAGCACAAUCACCCUAAUUCAGCGGAGUCGAAGUUCAUUGGUGGUCCCAUUUCAGAGAACCUGGACAAGGUCAAGCGAGCAAAUCCCAUAACAUACAUCACGCCUUCGACUUGUCCGUUCCUGGUCGCUCAUGGCACCGAGGAUCGUCUCAUACCAUUUCCCCAGAGCGAACUCCUUGUGGCUGCGUUGAGAGAAGCGGGAGUGCCUGUGAUCUUCUAUCAGGUUGAAGGAGCGGAUCAUUUCUUCUCAUGCGUAAGCCCGGAAAUGCGUACGAAUCUCCAGGCUGUAACAGACAGGUUCAUCGACGAACUGUACACUGGCGCAGAUCUUUAG
Exophiala spinifera is the source of this 831-nucleotide messenger RNA. RefSeq lists its product as uncharacterized. The transcript has a single exon. Bases 1 to 831 code for a protein of 276 amino acids. The record is from RefSeq and is a predicted model, not a curated record. NCBI's taxonomy places the organism in Eukaryota, Fungi, Ascomycota, Eurotiomycetes, Chaetothyriales, Herpotrichiellaceae.